CUGCCACAUAUACGUGCAGAACGUCAAUAUUUUUUCUUUUGGAGACGUGAAAAAUUUUCAGUGAAAAAUUUUAAGUAGCUUCAAAGAUGGGAGAAUUUAAAAGGCAGAGAUCCAAACCAAAGCCGCGACCAAAACCAGUCAUCAACUACCCUCCAGUUCCAACGAAAAAAUGGAUUGCACCUGACCAAAGGCCCAAGAAACCCAAACCUCCUCCUGCAUACAUUAAACCUGAGGGCAUCACUCAGAGAUUGGAGACAUCCAGUUUAAAAAGGGUAUGGAACCAGUACGAGUUUAUAGGAAAAAUUCCUAUACUCUUCGGACAUUUUAGUCAGACCCACAAGAAGUAUAGCUUCAAGACAAAGGGCUAUCAAGGUGCGUGUAACUGUGCUGUGGCUUGUAUCUUUGCACAUAUCUACAAAAUGAACAUGUGGACCAGUUAUCACCUUGAUCAGAUCCUUGAUAUAGGAGACAGCUUAUAUGUCAAAACUAUCACUCAGCCCAGCGAAAACUGCCUAGUAGAAGUUACACCAGAAAAAGUAUUCAAUUCUAUCUUUCUUCGAAACCAAAAAAUCACAAUAGUCAUUGAUGAACAGAGUAGGAUUAUUGAUAAAGUAACUGCCAUUGCUGAAGAUAAAGUGAAAGAAGUGUUCGAUAGUGCAUUAGAUAGAUUCUUCAAAAUGUACCCCUCAGGAAUAUUUUGCAUGCUUGGAAAGUAUGUUGCUAUAUGGGCACAAAAUGAUGCUUGGUAUCUUUUCGAUCCCUGUGAACAUGACUAUUUAGGUGAUCCAUGGAAAGGAAUACCAGGUUAUGGUGUAUCCACCUUGUGCCGAUGCAAAGCUAUGGAAGAUAUGGUGAACUGUCUUUGCAAGAAUAUGAAUACUAAAGUACCUCACACGAAGUUUGAGAUAUUUGGCUGUAUUGUUCAAAGAAUCGUUAAUGUAGAUCUAAUUCCACCAGAAACCUUUGAAGACAUUGCUCCACUUGAAGAGGCAGCUAUAUCACCAGAAGAUAUGGAAGACACGAAAGAGGAAGAACUGGUAGAUGUAAUGCAAGAAAGGCUCGAGCAGUACGUAGAAGAGGGUAAUGCUGAUAUUGAGUCCCUCGUGGUGAAAAUUCAAGAAAUAUCACCAUUAGCUCCUUUGCAAUUUGAGGAAGAUCAGGGGAAGCCUUCAUGGGCAGGAGAUGAAUCGAUUGUGAAAUUGGACGUUUGCAAGUUUCCGGUGCCCCAUAAGGUUCAGCCAGAAAGGCUAACAUAUUAUUUAGAGAUUGAGCCUGAGAAAAUCGGCAUUUUACGAGCAUCCACCUGCCAAACAGACCCUAAGCUGUCAAAAUAUCUUGGCCGACAAAGCAUGGGUAACGCUAUAUCUGUUCUUAUCAUGCUGAGAUUUCACAAGUCCAGAGUAUGGAUACCUAAGAUCCUCAACACGGUGUUGAAAUAUGGUGACCUGUUGUAUCGCGAUGCCAUGAUUACGAUUCCCAGGACGCAGAGUCUCAAACUAUCCAACUUCCAAAAGAAAAUACAGUACGAAGGAAAGAACUUUAUGCCGGUGAUCGACGACUUCGUGGUGAUCGGAAGACUGCAGUCUCAGGAUUUUGAAGUGUUUGACUUAGGGCCUGCAUUGGAGGCAUUUCUUGCUGAUCAUGAUUGCUGUGUGGUGAUUGGCCCUAUCACUCUGGCUGUGUGGGUCGAAGAUGGGAAAUACUAUAUGUUCGAUCCAAAUGAUAGAGACAAGAACGGAAAAGCCAUUGUGAAAAGUCAGUAUGUUGGCAGUGUUCUGGUUCCACUAGAUUAUACGUCUGGUGUGGCUUGUGUCACUUGGUUCAAGAACCUCAAAGACCUAGUUGCACUGUAUAUGAAUAACGUAGAAAAAGCCUAUAAAACAGAUCCAUUUUAUCUCAGCAAGGUGGAAAUUACCGACUACGUUGAUGUUCCUGAUGCUUGGUAUAGUUUCAAAGGGCUUGUUCCUGGAAAAUGGAUACUUAGAGGUACGGUAGCACAAUCUAAUAAAAAAUUCCCUGAAAAAUCAAGGAAUUUCCAAAGUCCGGCAAACUGUCUAAUGGCUAUAACUCUUCAAUACUUGGUACCCAUGAAAGACUGGGACUCUGAAACUGUCGAUCAGGUACUAGAUAAAGGUGACCAACUUUACAACGAAACACUAGUGUAUCUUGAGAAGCAAAGCAUUUUCGAAAGUAAGAUGUUGAUGUUGAAUGAGCUCAACACUGUGUUCAAGUUUCCUACUCAAGAAGCAGUAUUUAUCAUUGACGAAUGCGUUGUCAAUGGUUCACUGAAAGAGGGAAAUGAUCUGCUAAGCUUAGAAAAAGGGCUCGAGAUGUUUUUCAGGGACAACGAUCGGGGAAUAGUUGCAGUAACAAACAUCUCCGUAGCUGUUUGGAGGCACGAAGGAGUGUACUACUAUUUUGACUCUCAUAACAGAGAUGACAAAGGAUUCGUCGUAGGUAAAGUUACGGAACAGCUUGUGUACUAAGAGCCAUCAUGCUCAGAGACAUAGCCACAGCCAUAGAAACCAAUCUAAAAGCCAGCUCCGAAAACAUAUUCAACGUCCACCGCGUUACCGUCCAAUUCUACGAUAGUGGUGCUGAAACGGUCAGACCUCCUUUGAACCACUACAGGGCAAUCACCGACGAUUCUGCCAUAUUGCGGUCGUUGUUCAGCGAGAAGUCAACUAAGUAUGACAUCAAUUGUGGCAAACAAGCCAUACCGAUGUGUCUGACUGCAUUGGCGUUCAAUAAGCUGAAGCCCUCAAAGGAUUGGGAUCAGAAGGACAUCGAUGAGAUCCUCAAUAAAGGAGAUAGGUUGUAUACAGAAACGAUGAAUGAAAUACAGGAAAGAGAAGAGCGAGAAGCACUAACAAAGGAACUAGGGGCCAUCUAUUCAUCAAGGAUGGAGGAAGAAGGAGGGGAAGUCAAUACUGCGCCUUCAGGAACUGCCGCUUCACCAUCUUCCGCUUCUGCUGCGACAUCGGCAAAACCGUCCAUAGCCCAAUCUGAAGCAGUCACUGAAGGAACGGCUGGUGAUGCAUCUGGUGCUUUUGAAGAGGAAGAAGAAGAAUCAAGUGAUGCCGUCUUGAAGUUGGACCAAAUGAGCAACGAGUUAACGCUGGGACUUAAUAAGUUUGUCUUUGAGUUUGAGAAAGUUUUUGCGGAGACAGGGGAAGAAGGUACGGGUGGUGAUAACAUCAGCGAAAAUCUCAAACCUGUACUUAAGGCCUUCUAUGAACACGAGCAAAAUGAAGACUAUUUCAAUCAAGAGGUGAUCUUGGAAACCAAGCCACUUGCACUGGCCAUUUGGAGGGAUGACAAAAGGUUCUAUGUGUUUGAUCCAAUGCCAAGAGAUAAGGAUGGAACAGUUAUCGGCUUAGAAGAUUGGAGUGAGGCUGAAGAAAGACCCGAGAAAGCGUCCAUAGCGGAAUCAGGAGAAGCAACUGAGGAUGAAGCUAAACCAGUGGAUGAAGAAUACAACCCGUUUGAGGAACAUAUAGAGGAUAUUGAAGAACCUGAUCUGGGAGCGGGGGGAGAUCAACCUCCAAAUAAAGAUCAAUUCGUUGAAGGACAGUUUCCCGAGGAACAGGAAGAGGGCAAGGCAGAGUGGAGCAAAGUGGUAUAGAACUGUGUGACAGAACGGUUGCAGAUUCUCAACUGAGAAAAGACUAAAAAAUUUUUUUCAAAAUUGUCAAGCCGCGCUUGUCUCCACGUACUCGACAUCGAAAUUAGUGGGGAACUGUAAAGAAGCUCUUGGCAGCAUAAGGGAUGGAAAUAAAGUAGGACUUCGGAUACUAGGGCCUACAGGUCUGACGGGAAACGAGACAGCCGACACUCUAGCAAAGAGCCUUCAUUGUCUGAGCUAGCGAUCGGCUUCCUCCAGAGAUCAAAGUUACUGAGAGAAAUCUCAAUAGGUGUGAGAUACAAUAGACCGUGAAGGGAUCAGGUACAUAAAGCCCCUCCGUGAAAGUUCAUCAUUCUGGAGAGAACAAGAAAAGGCGGGAAGAGGAUGUGUAGUACUGUUCACAAAAUUGGAUGACAUGGUUGAACACGUAUGUGGAAAAAUACCUCCAAAAGUAGGACAGCAAAAGUCAUUCAAGCUCAAGUCUGCCAAGAUCACUAACGUUAUACUGCUGAAGAGCAAGCUGAGAUCAGAGGAGGAACGGACUGAUGUAUAUUCUGGAGAUUGGUACUUCUUCCAUGAACUUGAAAACGGAAAAUGGAUAAUGAGGGGAAGCAUGAACAUUUGGAACCCUAUGUUCCCUGAAAAGAACCGAGACAAGCAAAUGUUGGCCACUUGUAUCGCUGCAUUGGCCAUCUACAGAAUGUUUACCAUAAUGUGCUUCAACGAUACUACUGUCGACUCCAUAUUGACCUAUGGAGACAAACUGCACACGUUCAUGAAGAAGACUAGGAAGAGAGAACUUAUGGGACUGGUGGAUAAGAAGCUAACGGAAGAUGAAAUUGAUUGGUUAUUGGACAACGAAAAUUUCACUGUAUCGGAUGUUCCGAAAAAAAUUUGCAUCUCCAAAUUCAUGGUUCACGUAACUAUUGAACCUGAUGUAGUAACAGGUGACAUUACUGCACAGGACGAUGAUGAAGAAGUUUUGAACGUGGCGAAGGGUAUUCAGAAAUUCUGUGAGAACUCCAAUAAUCUUGGACUACUGCAAUGCAAAGAUUUAAUGGUUGCAAUUUGGAGAGGUCAGAAGAUCUACUAUAUGUUCGACAGCAGGAACCGUGGACCAAACGGUAUCGUAGCUCAGAAUGGUGUAGCUUGUAUAUUAAGAACAUUGGGUAUGAAAAUACUCGUGGAUACUUUCUUAGCGAAUCUGCCAAAGCAAGGUAGCAACCAUUUUUGUAUCCACAAGGUGGUCAUGGUGAGAGAUAUAUGUGCAAGGCAUAGAGAACCUAAACAACUGGCAGAGCCCAAGCUAGCAGUGACCUCUGGGGGAUUCCAGAGGGUUAUGCCUGGAAAAACAAUUGUACGAGGUACCAUAAGUCAAGAAGAUCCCAAAUUCGGAAAAGGCCAAUACGUAAUGAGUGCUCCUAUAGCAUUUGUUGCUUUGACCAUGUCUUUGAUACAUAAUGCCAGUGUGUGGUCCAAACCUAUCAUCGACGACAUCAUUGAACUAGGACAUGAGCUCUAUGAAGAAAGUCUGUUGACAUUAGACUACGACUACAACCCGUGGGAAGGAGUUAUGGAUGUGCAUAUGGUGAAUAACGACUACACAAUAGGAGUUCUCAAGGCCAACUGCGAAUUACGAAACACCAUUCAGAAAGGAAUCAUUGAUGCGAAGAGAGAAAAUAUACUAAACCUCAGACAAGAUGAUGAUAUCCGUGAAUUAGCAC
Molecule: messenger RNA, 5349 nt
Organism: Acanthoscelides obtectus
Lineage: Eukaryota; Metazoa; Arthropoda; Insecta; Coleoptera; Chrysomelidae
Source: the annotation of a GenBank genome assembly